Messenger RNA from Olea europaea var. sylvestris, 1455 nucleotides. RefSeq lists its product as uncharacterized. Gene Ontology annotation, molecular function: protein dimerization activity. NCBI's taxonomy places the organism in Eukaryota, Viridiplantae, Streptophyta, Magnoliopsida, Lamiales, Oleaceae. The transcript has 3 exons. Bases 1 to 1455 code for a protein of 484 amino acids. The record is from RefSeq and is a predicted model, not a curated record.
AUGCCUCCUAUCAAGUCAUAUGAUCCUAACAUCAGAGAUAAUGUUAGGAUGGUGUACUUAGAGAAGGGUUCUUGUCAACCAUAUGAACAUGAUUUUCCAAGAAGAUCAAUGAGAAAUGAUAAUAGAUGUCUUCAGAAAGAAUGGUUCUCCGAAUUUUAUUGGUUUGAAUAUAGUAUAGAAAAGGAUGCGAUGUACUAUUUGCAUUGCUACUUGCUCAAACUCGAUAGAGGGGGUCAAGGAGGUGGACAUAGAUUUACUAAGAACGGCUUUAGGGAUUGGAAGCACAAAAAGACAUUGAAAGUUCAUGUCGGUCUUUUUGAUAGUGAUCAUAAUCAAGCUUUUGCAAAGUGUACCAACUUGAUGAGUCAAAAGCAAAAUGCUAUUCGAACAAGUUAUCAAGCUAAUAUUCUGGAGAAGUUUAAUAUUGGGAAACUUACUGGUGGAAGUGGUCAAUUUCAAGAAAUGAGUUUGGCAUGCCCAGGUGAUACUAGGUGGGGCUCACAUCUACUGAUAAUUACUCGUUUCACUAAUAUGUUUAAUGCUAUCAUAGAUGUUCUUGAAAAUAUAUCAGAAGAUGGCAUACAUUCAGAUAAAAAAUCUACGGCUGUAAGACAGAUGAACGCUAUGCAAAAUUUUGAGUUUGUGCUCAGUCUCUACUUUAUGUUUAAAAUUCUUUCAAUUACAGACGACCGUUCACAAGCCUUACAGAAAAAGGAUCAAGAUAUUCAGAAUGCUACGAGGUUAAUGAAUUUGUGUAAGUGUGCAUUGCACAACCAGAGAGAGAAUGGUUGGGAUACUUUACUUUGUAGGAUGAUUGAGUUUUGUGUUGAUGGACAUAUUUUAGUGCCCAAUAUGGAAGAUAUUUUAGUAGUGAAAGGUCGACCUAGGCGUAUAGCUCAGCAGAUAGACUCAACCUUGCAAGAGUUGACUGAUCUUUUUCCAGAAACAACUACUGAGCUCUUUACUUACAUUUCAUGUUUAACUCCAAAAGAUUCAUUUGUAGCUUCUGAUAAGGAUAAAUUGCUACGUCUUGCUCAGUUCUAUUCUUUGGACUUCAAUAGUAAAGAUCUUUUAUUACUUAGACCUCAACUUGAUAAGUUUCUUUUGCUUGUGAGAAUGGAUGAAGCUUUCUUUAAUCUCAAUAGCAUACCUUGUAUAGUUCAGAAGUUGGUUGAAACUAGAAGUUCCUGUUAUUUUCCAUUGGUUUAUAGGUUGCUUACCUUGGCUUUGAUAUUACCUAUGGCAACUGCAAGUGUUGAAAGGGUAUUUUUUGCUAUGAAUCUAAUUAAAAGUGAUUUGCGGAACAAAAUGGGAGAUGACUGGUUGAAUGACAAUUUGGUAGUUUAUGUAGAGAAAGCUAUUUUUAAAAAACUUGAGAAUGAGGCAAUAUUGCAAGGAUUUCAAAUCAUAAGACCCUGUAGAAUGCAGUUGUCUAAGUUUACAGUUAUAGAGUAA